CUGCUGAUUGGGCUGUGCGGGGGGCGGGGCUUGGUGAGGGCGGGCCGGAAGGGGCGCGCGCGCGGCGGUUCCGGUGGCGGCGAUGAGCUUCGCGUGGCCCUGGCAGUACAACUUCCCGCCCUUCUUCACGUUGCAGCCCAACGGGGAGACCCGGCAGAAGCAGCUCUCGGCCUGGUGUGCCUUGGCCCUCGCCUACAGCCAGCGGCACCGGCUGCCCGCUAUGACGGUGCGGGAGGCCCAGGAGAGCCCGCUCUUCGCCAACCACCGCCUGCAGCGGAAGCUGCCACUAGAAGCCAUCCAGGUGGUGCUGGAAGAGCUCCGUAAGAACGGGAACCUGGAAUGGUUAGAUAAGAACAAAACCAGUUUUCUGAUCAUGUGGAGAAGACCAGAAGAGUGGGGGAAGCUCAUCUAUCAGUGGGUAUCGAAGAACGGCUUGACUAACUCCGUAUUCACGCUGUAUGAAUUAGCCAGUGGAGAUGACACAGAGAAUGAAGAGUUCCAUGGCUUGGAUGAAACUAUGCUGCUCCGUGCCCUGCAAGCUUUGCAACAAGAACACAAAGCUGAAAUUAUCACGCUGGACGAUGGCCGAGGUGUGAAGUUCUUCUGAUAGGAGCCCCUUCCCAUCUUCCUUGGCUGCCAAGGCAGUUCUGGCUGUGAAGGUUCGCUAUCCUGGCCUGGAUUCAAGCCAUAACUGCAAGCAGCUGCACGCUUGGGAUUUCCUGGGACACGGAGAACCUGCAAAGCCUUCUAAAGACAUGACUUCUUAGAAAUAUUCAGAGAUCCCCUGUCUGUCUUUUCUUCUUGUUGAUCAUGUUUGAGAGGCUAAAGCUGCUCUAGGCAGUUCUGAGAGGGACAACUAGGAAAUGAAAUAACGGGACUGCUCCUUUUGCCGAUCCCUGCUCCUCUGAAGGCGAUGGAGCAGUCUCAGCUGGCUGGUGGGGCUUGGCCUCAAAGGGCACCUCCUUCCCUCCUGCCAGCCGCACACUGGGGCUCUGCAGUCCCCACUGCGUUGCCAGGCAGGGUGAAAGCAAGCACAAGGACCUGUCUGUCACAGCUGGGCUCUGUAGAAGACCCCGAUGGAAGAGUGGUACGUCCUUGCUGUGGAGUAGGCUGUGCAGCCUGAUGGAGCUGGAUGCCCAGGAACUGAUCUGAAGUAGUUAAAACAAGAUGUAUUUAUACACCAGCCUGAGUGUUUUCGUCUAUCUGUAUUUUUCCAUCAGAAACAAAACCAGCAUACCAGAUUCUUACCCUUCAGCCACAAUUCCUUAGCCUGACUUCCUUCCUUGCUGUACCAGGUGAACACGGCAAUGUGCCGGUGAGAGUGCGCCUGCCGAGCCCCACACCGAAAAAGUGAAAAAGUGCUUUUUUUUACAUGCCAGAGCCACAAACUGUGCGGGCCCAUCCUUAUAGCAACAUUCACUUUUAUUUUCCCUGUGCAAUCCUCUGGAAGGAGAUGGAUUUGUUGCAGAGGUGUUGCUCUGCACAGCAGCGGCUUUUGGAGGCUAUGGCUGAGUUAGUAGAUUCUCAGUGCUGAUAUUCAAUUGUAGAAUGGGUUGGAAAGGACCUCAAAGCCCAUCCAGUUCCAACCCGUGCCAUGGGCAGGGACACCUCCCACUGGAUCCAGUUGCUCCAAGCCACAUCCAACCUGGCCUGGAACCCCUCCGGGGAUGGGGCAGCCACCGCUGCUCUGGGCAACCUGGGCCAGGUUAUAUGAAGUACAACCAACUUGUCUGGAACUGUGACCCCAGGACAGUUUUUGACUCAAUAAAUCGGGAAUCACUGACCAGGGUAAGCUGGGCAGCUGUGGCGGGGAAGGAUGACGCCUCUUCCGUUCUUUGCUCGAGCAUUCAGUGCUUGCAGGCAGAGGGAGGCUACUGCACUGGGGUGACCUUCGAUCAGACCCAAUGUAGUUGUUCUCAGGAUCCUGGCAGGUUUUAGCCAUCUGUCCCCAGCCAGAGCGGAGCAGCUUGUCCUGCUGGUCCGGCCUCUGGAGGACACUCAUCACUGGUCCAGCCGCAGUGCUGCUGACAGCCCUCAUCAACAGUCGGCAAUUUUUAGUGUGGACAAAAUGCUGGAGUCCAGGUUGAGGUUGUGGAGCUGUGAAAUGUCACUAUUUCCUUUUUUUUAGCGGUAACCCAUUGACCUGAACUUGGUAGAAUGGAUCUGGGCAUGUCGCUUUGGAGUUGCAGCUGGAGGCUGGAGAUCAGGGUUGCACUCUACGCCAAUGGCUGCGGUGCUGUGGAGGAGUUCCCAUGUGCCAGCGUUUCUCUGCUGGAGAGAGGCACUAGUGCGCUCGUGCCGAGUCACUAACGAACUGGGCUAACGUGGUCUCUGAUACUUUCUGGAGACCAUCAUCCUUACGAACCCUGAGACUCGUGUGAGCAAAUGGGACGGUGUAGCCUGCGGUGAGCCUGCCAGUGCUGCCACAGCCCGGGGUGGCCAAGGUUGGCCUCACAUCCUCUGCUCUCCGGUAACCUGUUCUGACACCGGGCUGAGUCCCCACCCGAGCUGCCAGGUCUGGAGACAGAGGAUGGAAAGAUCUUGAGCUGCUGGAGUGUGUCCAGAGAAGGGCAACAGACUUGUUUAAGGGUGUAGAAACUGAGUCUUAUUAUGAGGAGUGGCUGAGGGACCUGGGGUUGUUUAGUCUGGGAAGAGGAGGUUGAUGGGGGACCUCAUUGCUCUCUGCAGCUCCCUGAAAGGAGGUUGUAUCCAGGUGGGUGCUGGGCUCCCAAAUAGCAAGUGAUGGGAUGAGGAAAUGGCCUCAAGUUGUGCCAGGGGAGGUUCAGAUUGGCUAUUGGGGAAAAAUUCUUUACUGAAAGAGUG
This is a messenger RNA of Cuculus canorus (common cuckoo), 2823 nucleotides long. RefSeq names its product vacuolar protein sorting 25 homolog (gene VPS25). The transcript has 6 exons. Bases 83 to 607 code for a protein of 174 amino acids. Gene Ontology annotation, biological process: protein transport to vacuole involved in ubiquitin-dependent protein catabolic process via the multivesicular body sorting pathway. Gene Ontology annotation, molecular function: protein homodimerization activity; structural molecule activity. The record is from RefSeq and is a predicted model, not a curated record. NCBI's taxonomy places the organism in Eukaryota, Metazoa, Chordata, Aves, Cuculiformes, Cuculidae. Gene Ontology annotation, cellular component: ESCRT II complex.